AUGGCAGCCGGGGCGGCGCGGCCCGAGGGGGGGGGCGCCGGCCGGGUGCUCGUCGUGCAGCCCGCGUGGGAGCCGGGGGACCCCGGCCUCGGCAGGGAGCAUCAGUUCCUCGCCCGGCCGCCUCACGUGGCUGGCUGCCCCGCUCGGCAGCGCUUCUCGAGCGCCCGACUCCCGACAGAGCCUGCGCUCACGGGUGCCUCUGGCGCUGGGCCUGGCGCGGAGGGGCAGGUGCGGGCGAGGGAGGGGGUACAGCGUCCGACCCUGUCGGCUGGACGACUUGGCGCCGGCUGGAACGAGGUCUUCUACCUGAGGGGCACCGAGAACGGCCAGGGCGCUCUGAUGGUGGUCCCCGGCUCGCACCGUUCGGCCGAGGUUGGCUACGAGCGCGCCAGACACUACAGGACGCUGGUCGAGCAGCAUGGGGAGUACAUCCCCGAGGAGGUCAUCACGAGUGGCGACCUCGGCCGCGCGCCCGACGGCUCGGCCCUCCCCGUAAAGAGCCUGCCGGUGCCAGGCGGCUCGGUGGUGCUGUUCGACGCCAACCUGCUGCACUGCGUGCAGCCCAACCUGUCCACAGACACGCCCAGCGAGCGAGUAGCGUGUCACUUCAUACCCGGUGAUCUCGACACAGGGUUUCGUGGCACUUCCUUCCGGCGUGGCCACUUUGCUGAUCGACACCUCAUAGUUCAUGCAGAUGGCAGGGUUGCGACUGAAGAUGACGCCGGUUUUGGUGCAAACGGUCAUGCUGAGGAGGCUGCCGCCAAGCGGCCUCGCACCGUCAAGGAGUGA
Molecule: messenger RNA, 789 nt
Organism: Prorocentrum cordatum
Lineage: Eukaryota; Dinophyceae; Prorocentrales; Prorocentraceae
Source: the annotation of a GenBank genome assembly